Protomyces lactucae-debilis is the source of this 600-nucleotide messenger RNA. Its product is annotated as Molybdopterin biosynthesis MoaE. Gene Ontology annotation, cellular component: cytosol. The record is from RefSeq and is a predicted model, not a curated record. The coding region runs from base 130 to 585 and encodes 151 amino acids. Gene Ontology annotation, biological process: Mo-molybdopterin cofactor biosynthetic process. The transcript has a single exon. Lineage: Eukaryota; Fungi; Ascomycota; Taphrinomycetes; Taphrinales; Protomycetaceae.
CCGAGAAGGCAGCCAUGAACUAGUCCUUGCUUGUCCAUUAUUGCUCCUGCUCACUAGAAGACUGCUGCUGCCGACUGACUACUGCACUGAAGCUUCUUCUUACUCUGCUGAAUUAUUAUUCCCUGCAGCAUGACAAAUGUCCAUGUGGGCUUGCAACACACGCCCCUUGAUCUCACUCAUAUCGUCAAUCUCGUCCGCAGUGAUGCUGCAGGCGCCAUUGUCACCUUUUCAGGGACCACGAGAAACCACUUUGCUGGGAAGGAAGUCCUUCAUCUAGACUAUGAGGCCUAUGGUAAAAUGGCUCUGGUCAGCCUCAGACAGAUCUGCGAGGAUGCCAUGCAACGAUUUAGUCUGCGAGGCGCCGCUUGCUUCCACCGCCUCGGCCGUGUUUCAGUUGGCGAAGAGAGCAUCAUGAUUGCCGUUAGCAGCGAUCAUCGGAAAGCAGCCUGGGAAGCAGGAGAGUACAUUCUGGACGAGGCAAAACGGCAGACCGAAGUGUGGAAGCGUGAAACGUUCAAGGAAGAAACAGGUCUGGCAAAAGUAUGGAAGGCCAAUGAAGAAUUCUCAAGAGCACCAAAAUCUUGAUAACAAGGCUCUUGA